AUGGAGUAUUAUUCAGAUGCAAACAACUAUGACUUUUCUCCUCAGUCAAAGUCUAAUACGAACUAAACCCAGUUCGAUAAUGAUUUCUCUGGAUGGGACCGUACGUAGCAAAAUUUUUACAAAGACAAUGCUGAAGAUGGAAACAUUUCAUCUAAGAAGUAAUUAAAAAAUGAGAAAGAUAAGCAGGCUACAUUUGCCAAGCCUGUUGUUGAAGUAAUAAAGAGAAGUGAACAAGCACCUAUUGUGGCGAAAGCAGAAGUUAAGCAAACACCAAGAAGGAACAGAUUUGAAGAGGAUACAGUGUAUCACUACUCUUUCAAAAAGUUUGUACCUAUAUUCUUUGAGAGAAAGAAAUCGAAGUAUAUAACUAUUAAAGAUGAGAAGGCAAAGUAAGCUGAGAAAUCUAUCCAAGCAAAUGAUAAUGAUGACUAAGAAAAUGAAGAUAUUAAUCCUAAGAAUGAGGAUUUAGAGACAAUCGUAAAUGAACAAGAAAACGACUAUGACUAUGAUAAUAAUUUUGAGUCGUAAAAGUAUCUUCAAUCUACGAAUGUCAAGUUCAGAGUAAUUAGCCCGGACAGAGAGUAAACUGUCAACACAGUCUCUGAUUACAUCUCUUAAGAAAGAUAUCUCAACUUUAAUACUGAGAGAUCAAUUGAAAAUGGCAUGAUUAAUAUAAAGAGUUUUGACAAGGAUACUCUUAAAGUUAACCCCUAUAAGAAUAGUAAACGAAGGCGAAUUCAGUUACCAAUGGCUUCAAAUGAAAAAAGCUAUAAAUACUUGCAGAAGAGUGUAGAUCAAAACUAGUUUAACAAUAGCACAUAUUACAGCAAUAUCAAUAAGUUUAUAAAUCCAAGCAUGGGAGGUAGUAAUAUCUAGAAUACUACAACCCUCAGUGGAAAUAGCAAUAAUUACAGCAAUAACCCAAACAUAGUAAAUACCACUCUGAAUAGCUUAAAUUAUCAGAAUAGCUCUAAUUAAAGCUAGACUUAAUCUACUAUUUUGGAAUCACUACCUAAAACUAAGUUCAGGAAGUACGAAAGGCACUCAUUGACCAAGAAGAAUAGCACAACUGGUAGAGAUGAGUUAAAGAAGUAACUAGAUGAAUCUAGACUUUAAUAGCAAUCUUCAGAUAUCUAUGAUAAGCUUUUAAAUAAACUUAGAAAAACUGAAAGAACAUCUAUGGUGAUAGACUCUUAGAUUUAAGCUCCUUCAAUAUCAAACACUAACUAGCUACUAACCCUUAAUUUAGUAAACACUCAAUAUGCUAAGAUCAAAAGACCAUCUUAUAAAACUAACUCAAUAAAAUCAGAGUAGUCUUAGACUAGUUCUUACACAUAGGUAGCCCAGAGUGUAUAAUUCCCUUAGAUAAAAGAUUCAAAUCGUUUGCUUAGUCAUAAAAACAAUGUCUACCUGAAGGCAUAGAGUACCAAUAAGCAAAAGGAAGUUCAUGAUUAAUGCUGGCUAUCUGGACUCGGCUGGAAAGAACAACUAAAUAUACAUAUGAGAGUGAAUAACUUUGAAAAACUUACUGCUAGAUAACUAUACAGAGGAAUAUUGAAAAAUGUGAGACAUUACCCAAGCAGAAAUAGGGAAAUGAUGAGAGAAGCAAUCCUUGAAGAUGCUAAGGAGUGGAGAUAGAUAAAUGAUGAACUGGAAAAGAAGAAAGCUAUCAAGAAAAUGAGAAUGCUUUACGCUCAUUUUCUUCUAUAUCAAUAAAAGAUGGAAGAAUUGACAUCUGAUUCUGAUGCAAUAGAUAAACACGUGGGCUUUACUGACUUGAAUAGAAAAAAGGAUGAAGACUUCGUCUAUUUCUGA
Molecule: messenger RNA, 1815 nt
Organism: Stylonychia lemnae
Lineage: Eukaryota; Ciliophora; Spirotrichea; Sporadotrichida; Oxytrichidae
Source: the annotation of a GenBank genome assembly